GGUAUUGAAUGACAGCUACCUGUAUACUUCUUGUUUACUUACAUAUACUUGUCAACUUGAUUUAACAACUUUCGACUGUGACUAUUCUUCUGGUCAACAUGCGAGGACUUUCACUGGUCAAACAGUCAAAUCGGAUAACUUUUUCAUCCACAUCUAUGAAACCGCAUUUAAAUGCAGCGUUGCAAUGUUUGUUAAAAUGCAAUUUUCAUCCGAUUUCCCAACAGCGCUUUCAGCAUACAAUAGUAGGCAAAACUCCGAAAACAGGUUUAACAAAAGACGCAAGAUCUGCUAUUCAAUUUGAUGACUACAAAACAGUGUUCGAAUUCAAAGAAACACCAGAAAUUUUGCGAGCAUUGUUUGUUUUGAAACUGUGUUCUUUUGAUGGAAUAGUAAAUAAUGGUGAACAGUUGAUGAAAUUGUCAAAGCGAUUACUUGGAAACAGACUUUAUACUGCGCUACAAAAUAAAACCGUAUACGGUCAGUUUAUCGGAGGAAAUAGUUUGGAAGAGCUAAUGGUCAAAGUGAAGGUAUUACGGAUGGGAGGAAUUGGCCCACUCUUAGCAGUACCUAUGGAAGAUGACGUCGGAGAUCAAUAUGAUAUAGAGCAAAUGGAGCGACAAUUUGAUCAGAACAUGAUUAAAACUAUGGAUUGUCUCGACAUUGUUUCUAACCUGAAUGACAAAAUCCCCAUGAUGCAAGUGAAGCUAACAGCUUUAAUACCUGGUGACAUCUGCACAAAAUUAUCAACAUGCUGCCCAAAUCCCAGUGAAGAAAACAAAGCAGUCAUUGAAGACAUUGCAACAUUUUUCCGAGCAGAUAAAAUGCCAUACAUUCCUAAUUUAACAAGUACAGAGAACAUGCAACUAGAAGCCGGUUUGAAUAGGCUCAAAUUGGUCUUUCAGAAAGGCAAAGAGAAGAACAUAUGGUUGAUGGUAGAUGCAGAGUAUACAUACAUGAAUCCAGCAUUAAAUCUGAUAACAUUGGCAAUGAUGUUGAAUUAUAAUCAUGAGAAACCACUGGUCGCUUACACGUAUCAAAACUAUCUUAAGGGAACGGAAGAACUACUCAAAAGAGAUAUAAAAUUUAUAAAAUCACAUGGUGUUGCUUUUUCCGCAAAACUUGUGAGAGGAGCUUAUAUGGAUAAGGAAAGAAUGCUCGCAAGAAAGCACGAAUAUCCCUGUCCAAUAAAUAACUGCUAUGAAGACACGUCAGAUACUUACCACAAGUCUCUUGAAAUUCUAUUUGACGAAACAAGGAGGAAUACAAACAAAUUUAAGACUGUAGUUGCCUCACAUAAUGAGAGUACUGUGCUCCAUGCAGCAGAUAGGAUGAAAGAAUUCGACAUUGACAAACAAGAUGGAUCAGUUGUAUUUGGACAGGUUGAUGGAAUGGGUGAUCAAGUUUCGUAUGCUCUAGGACGAGCUGGAUACUUGGUUUACAAGUCAGUGCCAUAUGGAAGCAUUGAAGACACUCUACCAUAUCUACUCAGACGGUUGUUAGAGAAUAGAUCGGUACUGAACGGUGUCCGGAGAGAACGAGAACUUUUAAGAUCUGCACUGAAACACAGACUUAAACAAAAAUGUUUUCCUGACUGACAAUUAAAUACUACCGUCUAGAUAGUCCUUGGAAACGGUUUACUAACAUUAUAACUAAGUAACGUGCUGAUCAUUUCUAUCCCUUAUCUCAUUAUGAUAAUCAUUGUAUUAUUGGAUAUCUCUAAUGUAUGCUUCCCAAAACGUCAUGAAUUCCUUUCAAAUGACAACUACAAAAUGGGUUUUGUGUAAAUUUUAUUCUAUGCGUGACAAAGAUGAAAGACGAAUCAUUAGCAUUGUACUUUUUUAACUUUAAAGUUUCAGUGAUAAUCUUUAUGUAACCACAAAUUGGGAGUUGUAAAAUAAAUCCCAAAGUACUUUGAAAAUUUAAUGCAUUAUGGCGAAAACCCAACAUUUUUAGUAGUCAUCAUAUAGGAAAAAAAGUCUUGUGUUAGCUAUGAUUUUUUGUGAUGUAAGUCAGUGUUGUUGAUUAUCACGUUUACAACUUCCUCAAUCGGAACAACGUUUUGAAAUGAACCAAUAUCUAGUGAUUUACAUGUGCAAUGUAAAAUUAAUUGAGAUCAAACAAAAUACCUGAAAAGUGUUCGCUCUCAAGAUUAAAUAGAAUAAUAUAAGAUUUCUGCGCUAUUAUUAGUGCAGUAAAAAUGUGUGAACAGAUCUGUAGAGUGCGAUACAUAUUCUACAACCGAGCAUAUUUAGCAGUACGGAAAAAAUGGUAAAAAUAACAAGACAGUCAAGUCUACCUAUACAAUCUUCAUUUGAAGCGCAAUUAGGGCGAACAUUACGAAGUGACCCUUAAGCUUCUGCAAUGUUUUUUUUUCUUAAAACAAUAUUCGUCAGUAGUCGUGCUAUAAUAACCUAAAUAUGCAUAUCAGCCAUUAUAAUUAUAUUUAACUUAAUGUAAAACAAAUAUUUCAUUAUCAGAAAAAUGGGAUAAGACUUGUCGUCAUGUAUAUUUACAGUGUUAUUUAUAUCAUGUUUUUGAUUUAUAUAAAUAACUAUAUUUUGAUUUAAACAGUACUAAAAUAAUCACAUGCUUUGUAGAGCAAUCUUUUAUCAAAGUUUGUUUAAACCCAAAUUAAAGAUACUGAUGCAACUACUUGUAAAUUCAAAGUUUCAUCCUUAUAUCUUCGUUCAUAUAUUUGUUUUAGUCAUAAAAAUGUUACCAUUAUACAAUUAUUUUUUUUUUUUACUGUUUGUGCUUUCACAAAUCAUUAUGAACACGAAAAGGUUAUGUACCUCUGUUGUAGCACUUUUCUUGUACAUACAUAUAAAAUAAAAACUGAUAUUACUUAGA
Messenger RNA from Mytilus californianus (California mussel), 2850 nucleotides. RefSeq names its product hydroxyproline dehydrogenase-like. The transcript is spliced from 9 exons. Lineage: Eukaryota; Metazoa; Mollusca; Bivalvia; Mytilida; Mytilidae. Gene Ontology annotation, cellular component: mitochondrion. Bases 99 to 1595 code for a protein of 498 amino acids. Gene Ontology annotation, molecular function: FAD binding; proline dehydrogenase activity. The record is from RefSeq and is a predicted model, not a curated record.